Messenger RNA from Choloepus didactylus (southern two-toed sloth), 1121 nucleotides. RefSeq names its product BRCA1/BRCA2-containing complex subunit 3 (gene BRCC3). Gene Ontology annotation, cellular component: BRISC complex; BRCA1-A complex. The record is from RefSeq and is a predicted model, not a curated record. Gene Ontology annotation, biological process: double-strand break repair. The transcript has 12 exons. Gene Ontology annotation, molecular function: cysteine-type deubiquitinase activity; polyubiquitin modification-dependent protein binding; metallopeptidase activity. NCBI's taxonomy places the organism in Eukaryota, Metazoa, Chordata, Mammalia, Pilosa, Megalonychidae. The coding region runs from base 91 to 1020 and encodes 309 amino acids.
CUGGGCGGAGCGUGGAGAGCCUGGCGCCGGAGCACCGGGUUGGCCAGGCCGGAGUGGGCCCGACGCGGAUGUGAGCAGGGUCCGACCAAGAUGGCGGUGCAGGUGGUGCAGGCGGUGCAGGCGGUUCAUCUCGAGUCUGACGCUUUCCUGGUUUGUCUCAACCAUGCCCUGAGCACAGAAAAGGAGGAGGUGAUGGGGCUGUGUAUAGGGGAGUUGAAUGAUGACCCAAGGAAUGGCUCAAAAUUUGCAUAUACUGGAACUGAAAUGCGCACAGUUGCUGAAAAGAUUGACAGUGUGAAAAUUGUUCACAUUCAUUCCGUCAUCAUCUUGCGACGUUCUGAUAAGAGGAAGGACCGAGUGGAAAUUUCUCCAGAGCAGCUGUCUGCAGCUUCAACAGAGGCGGAGAGGUUGGCUGAACUAACAGGCCGCCCUAUGAGAGUUGUGGGCUGGUAUCAUUCCCAUCCUCAUAUAACUGUUUGGCCUUCACAUGUCGAUGUUCGCACACAAGCCAUGUACCAGAUGAUGGAUCAAGGCUUUGUAGGACUUAUUUUUUCCUGUUUCAUAGAAGACAAAAACACAAAGACUGGCCGGGUACUCUACACUUGCUUCCAAUCCAUACAGGCCCAAAAGAGCUCAGAAAACAUGACAUAUCUGGAAGGAAACACGUUGGUCUUCUCUGCAGACAGGAGCAGGUAUGAAAGAAUCGAAAUCCCAAUCCAUAUUGUACCUCAUGUCACCAUUGGGAAAGUGUGCCUUGAAUCAGCAGUAGAGCUGCCCAAGAUCCUGUGCCAGGAGGAGCAGGAUGCAUAUAGGAGGAUCCACAGCCUUACACAUCUGGACUCAGUAACCAAGAUCCAUAAUGGCUCAGUGUUUACCAAGAAUCUGUGCAGUCAGAUGUCAGCAGUCAGCGGGCCUCUCCUCCAGUGGUUGGAGGACAGACUGGAGCAAAACCAACAACAUUUGCAAGAGUUGCAACAAGAAAAGGAAGAACUUAUGCAAGAACUUUCUUCCCUAGAAUAAGGCAGGAGACAAAAUGGGGAAAGACGAAAAUAUCAAGAUGUAAAAUUAAUUAAGCUAAAUCAAUUUUGAAGAAGAAGAAUAAAGUUGGAAGACUCACAUUA